Ostertagia ostertagi is the source of this 560-nucleotide messenger RNA. The record is from the annotation of a GenBank genome assembly. Lineage: Eukaryota; Metazoa; Nematoda; Chromadorea; Rhabditida; Trichostrongylidae.
UGACGACUACUCUUACCACAAUUGAGCAGCCAACGACCACGGAUAUCCUUACAACUACAACACAGCCAGCAGGACCUCGCUUCGAUAUUCUUUUCCUCAUCGACGUCAGCAAGCAAGCGAAAGGUCGAUUGGAGGAUAUAAAAGGUUUUGUCUCGAAAUUGAUGUCCGGUUACGGCGUCUCCCAGCAAAACGCUCGCGUAGCGCUGAUGGCCGUCGGAAGUGCUCAAAUGGGUUCGAUUCCGUUUGCAAACUUCGACACCAUCGAUUCGUAUGAAAAUCUCCUCAACUAUAUCGAAAUGGUGAAAAAAUACACCGAUUUCGAACAUAAUGGCCAGGCGAUUGAACACGCACUGAACAUUGCUGUGGCUGACGACUUCAUGCGUACCGGAUAUCGGACUGAACUUGAGAAUCAUGUCAUCGUUUACGUAACAACUACAACGAAAAGAAUGCCUCAUUUAGCGACAACUAGCCUGCGGAUUUGCCCGCAGGUCGUAAAUCGCAGUGGGCUGCAGUUGCCGCUAUCAGGGCAAAAGCACCGCCAACUCAAGCUUCGACGAUAA